GAGAUGUCAAUUUUGUUAAAAAAAAAAAAAGAUUGGUAUCCGGCUUGUAUCUAAAAAGCUCACUGAUUGGACUAAAAAGUGGAAAAGAGAGAGAAAUCAUUAGUGCUCCAUUAAAAGUUGAUGGUUAGUUGUGGUUGAGAGAGAUUGAAACUACCUUUGUUUUCUACCAGAAAGAGUAUACAUGGUCUAAUCUGCAAAACUGACUAAUGACAUACUACAGCUAAGUAAAGGAUAAGGCUGCCAAGAAAGAGAGCAGAUUCUCUCGAUAGCCACGAAGCAUGGGGGUGCUCAGACAAGCUGGACCUUUUGACCUUAGAACUGUGUUCCUUCUGUGCUGAAGCAGAGAGUUCUUCAUGGAUUUCUAUUGGCUGGAAAAAUUCAUUACUUGGUCUGAACCCAGUUAGAUUGAUCCUUGGAUAAGCAACAUGUAUAAUAUGAUCUGGAAAAUAUUUUUUUCGCUGAUGCUGUGCAUUCUUCCAGGUGCUAAUGCCACAAACUCAGAGAUUGGGGCUUUUUUCAAUGAGACUGCAGACCUGCCCUGUGGUUUCAAGAAUACUCAAAACAUCAGCCUGGAAGAACUAGUGAUAUUUUGGCAAGGUGCCAAAGAUGAUGUUCUGUAUGAGCUAUAUCGUGGAAGAGAGAAGCAAAUCCAUGUUCAUCCCAACUACAUUGACCGCACGAAGUAUAACCAAACUGCUUGGAUUUUAUAUCUCCUGAAUGUUCAGAUUGCGGACCAGGGGGAAUAUACAUGUUUUGUCCAGUACCUUGGCCCCAAAGGAUUAGUUAUCAUCCAUCAAUUGUCUUUUCAGCUGUCUGUCCUUGCCCCUUUCAGUAAGCCUGAAAUAACCCGACUCGACAACAAGACUGCACAAAUUGGAGAUCUACUGAAUUUUUCCUGCUCUUCUAAACAAGGCUAUCCAAAGCCUCGGGAGAUUUACUGGAUAGUAGAGGCUGAAAACUCAACCAGGUAUUCUGGUGAUAUACAUCUGUCCCAAGAUGAUACCAACCAGCUCUACAAUGUUACCACUGCCUUAUCUCUGCCCAUUACUGAUUCUACCAUCUGGAUUAACAUCACCUGUUUGCUACAAACCCAGGGGCCAGUGGAACUCCUUACCUCCGAGACUCUGAACAUAAAGAGGAAACCCUAUGAAGAACCAGACAGCAACUUCAUGAUUCCUGGGCUGAUAAUAUCAGUUGCCACAGCAGUUGUGGUUCUGAUGAUCAUUCUCGGAGCGCCAAACUGGAAAAAAUGUCCUCACUUCUGUGGUAAAAGAGAAGCUACCGGGGUGAAUGCAGAAGAUACUGAUCAUCCCAAAGAAAAAGAUGAAGCUUUAGAACCAGUGAACCAUCAAAUGUGCGAAAAGAGAGAAGACAGAUGAUGCGGUGUGUCCACAGCCAUUGGAAGAGAUUUUAAGAAGUUAAAAGAAUUGUUCAGGGCAGUAGAGUUGGAGAGACUUGCCCUAUAAAGAAAACUUGUCUGGGA
Molecule: messenger RNA, 1483 nt
Organism: Phascolarctos cinereus (koala)
Lineage: Eukaryota; Metazoa; Chordata; Mammalia; Diprotodontia; Phascolarctidae
Gene: CD86
Product: CD86 molecule
Biological process (GO): cell surface receptor signaling pathway; immune response; cellular response to lipopolysaccharide
Cellular component (GO): external side of plasma membrane
Source: RefSeq, a predicted model, not a curated record